GUGAUCUCAUUACCUCCUCUCACUUCAUCAACAAUAAUAACAACAGCAACGACAGAAAUAACAUCAACAGCAUAGUUUAAAUUCUGCCAUUUAACUAUCUGACUACAGAUUAUUUGAUUUACUUACCCUUGACCACCAAUUCUCAACCCACCAUGCGCUUCCGCUAACACAAUGCCGCCAUCCCGCCCAAUGCGUCGCCGCCGAUACGGCGCCCAGCCGGCCGUUGCGGCGAUCCUCCUCGUCACCAUAAUAGCUGCCCUUGCGCUGUUCCAGUCAACAAAGUCGGGAAUCAUCGGCAACGGUCAUCGGCAGACCCGCUCCGUACUCAAUCCCCGUGGGUUGCACGAGACUGACGCCGACUGCCGCAACGUGCAUGAUGCCGCCGACCAGUGCGCCUUCAUCCUAGCCAACUGCGAAGACGACGAGGCCGGCCUGAUCCAUUACCUGUCGUUUUAUUACUGCACUCUGGGCUCGGCCAAGCCCGUCGCUUUCACCAUCCUCGCCCUCUGGCUUGGCCUGCUGUUCACCACCAUCGGCAUCGCCGCCAGCGACUUCUUCAGCGUCAACCUGAGUACGAUUUCCAGUGUGCUGGGUCUGAGCGAGAGUCUGGCCGGCGUCACUUUCUUGGCCUUUGGCAAUGGCUCCCCGGAUGUGUUCAGUACCUUCGCCGCCAUGGGCUCCAAUAGCGGGAGCAUGGCCGUUGGCGAGUUGAUCGGUGCUGCGGGCUUCAUCACCGCCGUCGUGGCUGGCUCCAUGGCCUUGGUGCGCGAGUUCAAGGUCAGCAAGAGAACCUUCGUGAGGGACAUUGUCUUCUUUAUCGUUGCCAUCAGCUUUACCAUGGUCUUCUUGGCCGACGGGGAGCUGCACCUCUGGGAGUGCUUCACCAUGAUUGGCUUCUACCUAUUCUAUGUGGCGGUCGUCGUGGGGUGGCAUUGGUUCACGGCACGCCGGAGGAACCAGCGAAAGAGGGAUCUAGCGGCUCGCGCCCACCUCUACGACGCCUCCGGCCAUGGCACCGACGAGCUGGAACCUUACCGAGAUGAGCCGGAUGAGGACGACGCUGCGCCGGUCGGCAGCCGUACAAACAGUGCUUCGGACCUGGGGGAUGUCAGUAUAUUGGAACGUGGACCGCGGAUCGAGAUUGGAGGGGUACCGGCCGUCGACGACGACGACGACGAGGAACAGAAGGGGAGACACGUUGCUGCCGAAAUGGCUAACAGCAUGCGCGUCAACCGGCCCCGCUGGGGACGAAGCAACUCCACCAUCACUCCGAUUAGGCCGAGUUUGCUGGGAGCACUCGAGUUCAGAUCGGUCCUGUCCUCCUUGCAGAAGGAAAGGAAUAUGUACCUGGGCCCGCUCCCUGGAAGGUCGAAUUCGACCCAGCACCCCCCAGCCACGGCCGGUCUGGAAGAUCCCAGAGGUCGCCCUCGUAACCAAACGAUGCCAUCGCAUGUCCCUCUUGUGAGAGAGCGUGCCUUGUCGUACGGAAACGAGCCACUGAACCUGGAUAAUAAUACCAGGUUUGCCCGCCCCGAUUCCUCUCCCAUGUCGCAUACGCGGAACAGCUCGGCUGCUCGCACUAUCGACGGAAUGCUUGCGCCGCCGCUUGGCUCCGUCCCUGGCCCCGAUCAUGGCUCUCAGCCGCCGAAGCAGGGCCAGCAGUUACUGCAGAUCAGGAUUCCCUCCCCGAGCGGUCGUUCCAGUGGGCAGUCAUCUCCCACCCUCUCGCCUUUCCCGGGCCUGUCAGAGUCGCCCGCAGCCCUUACCCCGGUACAUGAAGCACCCACAUUUACGUUCCCGGUUCCGGCGGAAUCGAGGCAGCAUCACUCCGUCCCUGAUCUUGGAGACCAGGAAGAACAGCCGAAGCCAGUCAAAUGGUGGCCAUACAGCUUGUUGCCGGCACCUCACGUUCUCCUUGCCACCGUCUUUCCGACUCUCCAAGGCUGGAAGGAAAAGACGUGGUGGGACAAGGCCGUGAGCUUAAUCUCGGUUCCAAGCAUCUUCCUCCUAGUCGCUACGUUGCCGGUAGUGGAAACCGACAAUGAGGACAAUAUGUCCGAGGCCGACCUCGCGGACCCACCAGAACCCGGCCGCCCCGGAAACAUCGCCCCGGCGGUCGUGGUAGAGGAGAGCGGCGAGAUCCAACCCGAGACCGAGUGGCAGGCGUACCGACGGCGCACCCGCUCCGUCUCGUCUAGAUCUCCACUCAGCCGAUCCCCGUCCUCGGUCUCCCUCAACACCAACGCCAACACCGACCCACCACCCGACCAGCCCUCGGAUCAACUGCCCUCCCUCACCCUCCCCGUCCCGCAGCUACCCAAACACCCCAGCCCGGGCUCGGACCACUCCACCACCAUCACCGCCACCUCCAACCCCCCGCCAGGCGGCUGGAACAGGUGGCUCGUCGCCGUCCAACUUUUCACCGGCCCCCUCUUCGUCGUAGCCAUCCUCUGGGCCAACACCGCCGACGAAACCGGCUCACCAGUCCGCACGCUACUCCGCAUGCUGCUCUACUCCCUAGUAUUCUCCCUCUGCCUCCUCGCCGCGCUCCUAGCCACCACCACCCCGCACCAAAAGCCGCGCUACCACUUCCUGCUCUGCUUCCUCGGCUUCGUCAUCUCGGUCGCGUGGAUCUCGACCAUCGCGGGCGAGGUGGUCGGCGUGCUGAAAGCGCUGGGCGUCAUCCUCGGCAUCUCGGAGGCGAUCCUGGGGCUGACGGUGUUCGCGGUGGGCAACUCGCUCGGCGACCUCGUCGCCGACGUCACCGUCGCCCGCCUCGGCUACCCCGUCAUGGCCCUCGCCGCCUGCUUCGGCGGGCCCAUGCUCAACAUUUUGUUGGGUGUGGGGAUUGGUGGUGCGUGGAUGGGGAUUAGUAAGGCCAAGAAGCGCCAGCGCGCGCACCCCGGGAGUGAGCUGCGCUAUAAGCCGUACCGGGUUCGGGUCGGGGGGUCGUUGAUGAUCUCGGCGGUUACCGUGCUGUUGACGUUGGUGGUCUUGCUGAUUGUCGUGCCGUCUAACGGGUGGGUCAUGAGUAGGCGCAUCGGGUGGCUGUUGAUUGGGAUUUGGACGGUGGGGACGGUGGUCAAUCUGGUGGUGGAGAUGACGGGGACGUUUGCGGACGUGUCGUUGGGGGUGUGAGAGAGCUUUUUUCCCCUCCGCUGCUGCGCACACGGGAAAGCACGGUUAUGCGGCCGUGUCUCGUGUGCUUGCAUGGCAUAA
Molecule: messenger RNA, 3219 nt
Organism: Chaetomium fimeti
Lineage: Eukaryota; Fungi; Ascomycota; Sordariomycetes; Sordariales; Chaetomiaceae
Product: Sodium/calcium exchanger protein-domain-containing protein
Exons: 1
Coding region: 172-3138 (988 amino acids)
Biological process (GO): monoatomic cation transport; transmembrane transport; intracellular calcium ion homeostasis
Cellular component (GO): membrane
Molecular function (GO): monoatomic cation transmembrane transporter activity
Source: RefSeq, a predicted model, not a curated record